AGAGAAGGAACUUUGCUCAUUUCUGAUACUUUCUCCUCUUGCCUCUCCCAGGCACAUCUGAGCUGCUGCCAAGAGCCCAGGCUUGGCUCUGACCUCAUGAAAAUUUGCCAAGUAUAGAAGCUUCCCAAGAAUGAGAUGGAUUCUGGGGUUCCUUCGCCUGAGAAGCAGGACAAAGAGAAUUUAGUGGGAGUCAACAAUAAGCGGCUUGGUGUGUGUGGCUGGAUUCUGUUUUCCCUUUCUUGUCUGUUGAUGAUCAUUACGUUCCCCAUCUCCAUCUGGAUGUGCUUAAAGAUCAUUAAGGAGUAUGAACGCGCUGUCGUAUUCCGUCUGGGACGCAUCCAAGCUGACAAAGCCAACGGGCCAGGCUUAAUCCUUGUCCUGCCCUGCAUAGAUGUGUUUGUCAAAGUUGACCUCCGAACGGUUACUUGCAACAUUCCUCCACAAGAGAUCCUCACCAGAGACUCUGUGACCACUCAGGUAGAUGGCGUCGUCUAUUACAGAAUCUACAGUGCUGUCUCAGCAGUGGCUAAUGUCAACGACGUCCAUCAAGCCACAUUUCUGCUGGCUCAGACCACUCUGAGAAAUGUUUUAGGGACACAGACCUUGUCCCAGAUCUUGGCUGGACGUGAAGAGAUCGCCUGUAGUAUCCAGACAUUACUUGACGAUGCCACGGAGCUGUGGGGGAUCCAGGUGGCCCGCGUGGAAAUCAAAGAUGUCCGGAUCCCUGUGCAGCUGCAGAGGUCCAUGGCAGCUGAGGCCGAGGCCACCAGGGAAGCCAGAGCCAGGGUUCUUGCAGCAGAAGGAGAGAUGAAUGCUUCCAAAUCUCUGAAGUCAGCCUCCCUGGUGCUGGCUGAGUCCCCCAUAGCCCUUCAGUUGCGCUACCUGCAGACCCUGACCACUAUAGCCACCGAGAAGAAUUCCACCAUUGUCUUUCCUCUGCCCAUGAAUAUACUGGAGGGCAUUGGUGGUGUCAGUUGUGAUACAAGAAGCUUCCUGUUUAAUAGAGGUCCUCUUGAGGUAGAUAGCCAUUGGGUUAGAGAACCAGGACUAUGCCUAGGGAGAAGCCAGCAGUUGGAAGUGGUAAGAAUUCCAACACUAUUUCAAAAGAAAACAGAAGUAGAAACAAGGGCAGUAGACUAUGACCAUCUUUAAGGACAUAAUCAACUUUGCAAUAUUCUGAUAAAAUUAGUGGCCUCUGACUUUACAGCAGGAACUUUUUUGUA
Messenger RNA from Carlito syrichta (Philippine tarsier), 1223 nucleotides. It is a transcript of the gene STOML3, whose product is annotated as stomatin like 3. The record is from RefSeq and is a predicted model, not a curated record. The transcript is spliced from 7 exons. NCBI's taxonomy places the organism in Eukaryota, Metazoa, Chordata, Mammalia, Primates, Tarsiidae. Bases 136 to 1152 code for a protein of 338 amino acids. Gene Ontology annotation, cellular component: plasma membrane.